CUCUGAUGCUUCAGUCGUCCUGCGGAGUCGACAGAACGCCCAGGACUCCAGUGAUGCUGUUGGUAAGGGAUUUUAUAAUUACUACUAAAAUCUAUAUUUAAAGUUGAUUGCUGUUGCUUGGCUGUUUAACCAGUUUAACAAAUAAGAGGUCAGCUAGGACAAGAGACAGUUAUGUUGCCAUCCUUGGGCUCUUAUCCCAAAGUCAAUAGAUAAAAGACAGUUAUGUUGCCAUCCUUGGGCUCUUAUCCCAAAGUCAAUAAGACAAGAGACAGUUAUGUUGCCAUCCUUGAGCUCUCAUCCCAAAGUCAAUUAGAAAGACAGUUAUGUUGCCAUCCUUGGGCUCUUAUUCCAAAGUCAAUAAGACAAGAGACAGUUAUGUUGCCAUCCUUGGGCUCUUAUGCCAAAGUCAAUUAGACAAGAGUCAGUUAUGUUGCCAUCCUGAGGCUCUUAUCCCAAAGUCAAUAAGACAAGAGACAGUUAUAUUGCCAUCCUUGGCCUCUCAUCCCAAAGUCAAUUAGACAAAAGACAGUUAUGUUGCCAUCCUUGGGCUCUUAUCCCAAAGUCAAUAAGACAAGAGACAGUUAUGUUGCCAUCCUGGGGCUCUUAUUUUAUUUUUUUAUUACUUUUUGUUAUGAAUCCUAAUUAACCUUUCUUUCUUUUUUUCCCUCUUGUUAAACAGAUGGUACGGAUGCAUCUCAACAUUCAUCAUUCAAACGAGGUGACUCCAGUCGUAAAGCUUUGCACAGAAGAAUACCAUCGGCCCCCAACACACCACGGCAGGAGAGGAAAUCUACCAAAGAGAGGAGCUCGAGCGUGACUGGGGAAGAUAUGUCCAGCGGUGAGGACAUGGACAUAAGCUUGGAUGACUUCAUCUACCCUAAAACUGAAGGGGAGGUCAACAUCGAUGCAGCCAUCAACUCCCGGCUGCUUCAGGUGGCAGAGAAAACCAGAUCGGUCAGAUCCAACGAGGAGCUGACGUCGUCACCGCUCAAGCGCAGUGCCAAGACGCCCCCCGUGGGCCGUAAGAAAGCCAAAGGGGCGUUGUCUAGCGAAGAUGAUUUAUCCCCGACCUCCCCUCGGCAGCUGCCCCAGUCUCCUGGC
This is a messenger RNA of Lymnaea stagnalis (great pond snail), 1101 nucleotides long. The record is from the annotation of a GenBank genome assembly. Lineage: Eukaryota; Metazoa; Mollusca; Gastropoda; Lymnaeidae.